AUGAUUGCAGGAACCAUAUCAGCCUUUGCAGCUGAGAUUGGACCACUUCUGGAGCUCUACCAAAGCCUGCAGGGAAAGUGUGGAUCAUGGCAGCAAAGUGGGAUAUUAGUUUUUACGGGGAUAAUUGCCUGCUGCACUUUUUUCCACAGAAGCCUCUUAUUUUCACAUCAGAAGAGGGAAAUCCCUGACUUUAAAAACUUUCUCAAGACAGUUAACCCUUCCAAAUACCCGGAAGACUUUUUCUUCAGCAAAUUCUGGCUUCUCACGUUUAACUGCUCCCUUUCUGGGUCACUAUGUGGAAAACUUGAAGACUGUCCUCCAAAUUCUUCCGUAGAGUUUCUGCCAGGUCAUAUUGACAUGCUAACCACGUCCGACUCCAUCUACUUCAUCUAUAAUGCUGUGUAUGCAGUAGCCCAUGCCCUCCCUGAGCUGAUUUUGGUGAAAACAGAAAUGGGAUCUCCGGGACAUACAGAUGAACUUAUGCUUCUUCCCUGGCAGCUUCACCCAUUUCUGAAGAAAAUUCAAUUUAUAAACAAUGCUGGGGACCACAUAACCUUAGAUGAACAAACCGACCAUAUGGCACAGUUUGAUAUGCAGAACACUGUGUAUUUUCCUGCUGGUCUUGAGCUCCUGGUUCAAGUAGAGCAGUUAGUCUCCAAUAGCUCACAUGGUCAAGGCUUGGUCAUCUAUGAAGAGAUGAUAGAAUGGCCUGUUGGAUUCCAAGAGACACCUCAAUCUGUGUGUAGCCAGAGCUGUGGUCCAGGAUUCAGGAAAAUUCCAGAGGAAGGAAAGCCCAUCUGCUGCUUUACUUGUGUUUUUUGCUCAGAAAGAGAAAUUUCCAAUCGGACAGAGGCAGAGCAGUGUAUCCAGUGCCCAGCUCAAGCGUAUCCAAACCAUGAGAGAAAUCGCUGCCUCCCCAAAGUCAUGGCCUUCCUGGUCUUUGAGGUUUCUUUGGUGAUGGCCCUGGCCUGUGUGGCUCUGUGCUUAUCUGUUGUCACAGCUGUGGUUCUGUGGCUCUUUGUGAAGCACUGAGACACCCCCAUAGUCAAGGCCAAUAACGGAGCUCGCUAUGUCCUGCUCAUCUCCCUCCUCCUGUGCUUCCUCUACUCCUUACUCUUCACUGGCCGUCCCAACACUGCCACCUGCAUCCUCCAACAGAUCACAUUUGGGGCUGGGUUCACUGUGGCUGUUUCCACUGUUCUGGCCAAAACUGUGACCAUGAUUCUGGCCUUCAAAGCCAUGGAACCAGGAAGAACAAGGCACCUGCUGGUGUCAGGGGCUUCUAACUAUGUCGUUCCCAUUGGCUCCCUGAUCCAAAUGAUCAUCUGUGGAGUGACUGGGAACUUUCCCCCUUUCAUUAACAUAGACACACAUUCCAAGCCCAGAAACCUCAUCAUGAUGUGCAACAAGGGCUCGGUCACUGCCUUCUACUGUGUCCUGGGACACCUGGGCUCCUUGGCCCUGGGGAGCUUCUCCUUUGCUUUCCUGGCCCGGAACCUGCCUGACACCUUCAAUGAAGCCAAGUUCCUGACAUUCAGCAUGCUGGUGUUCUGCAGUGUCUGGGUCGCCUUCCUCCCCGUCUACCACAGCACCAAGGACAAGGUCAUGGUGGCCGUGGAGAUAUUCUCCAUCUUGGCUUCAAGCACUGGAUUACGAGGCUGCAUCUUUGCCCCAAAGUGCUCCAUUAUUCUGAUAAGACCUCAUAAGAACUCUUUGAAAGGUCUGAGGAAAGGAAUAGGCUCCAGGAGAAAUGGGCAUUCAGGUUUUAUCUCAUAG
This is a messenger RNA of Hipposideros armiger (great roundleaf bat), 1776 nucleotides long. Its product is annotated as vomeronasal type-2 receptor 116-like. Gene Ontology annotation, biological process: G protein-coupled receptor signaling pathway. NCBI's taxonomy places the organism in Eukaryota, Metazoa, Chordata, Mammalia, Chiroptera, Hipposideridae. Gene Ontology annotation, molecular function: G protein-coupled receptor activity. The record is from RefSeq and is a predicted model, not a curated record. Gene Ontology annotation, cellular component: plasma membrane.